Portunus trituberculatus (swimming crab) is the source of this 5103-nucleotide messenger RNA. RefSeq names its product GTP-binding protein 2-like. Gene Ontology annotation, biological process: translational elongation. Gene Ontology annotation, molecular function: GTPase activity; translation elongation factor activity; GTP binding. NCBI's taxonomy places the organism in Eukaryota, Metazoa, Arthropoda, Malacostraca, Decapoda, Portunidae. The coding region runs from base 205 to 2148 and encodes 647 amino acids. The transcript is spliced from 11 exons. The record is from RefSeq and is a predicted model, not a curated record.
CGAAAUCGAGUCUAUUUACGCAUGCUGGUGUUGUUGUGGGCUUGAGGGAGACCUGUUGCGCCGCCCAGCCUCCCGAGCACAGCGUCACUUACGGUGGUGGUGUGUUCUGGUGACCCUGCACGACAUUCACCAAAUCUGCGCCCUCACUCUUCUAGCGCGAGACCACCACCACCACCACCGCCGCCACCACAAACUCUACACAAGAUGGGGGAGUGUGGCGGGGAAGAUUCAGCCCUGGCAAGUCUCUUCGGGCCUGACCAGCCAAGGAACAGCAAAAAGGACAAGAAAAAUAGGAAGAUCAAUCGACGGAAAGCAGACAACAAAGGAAAGGACAAGAUGGAUGCCUUUCUCAGCCUGUUUGACCCAACACUGGAGGAUGAGACCGCGAGUGACAUGGAUGAACUAAAUGGCAAUGUGAUCCGAGACAACACAUGGCAGCACGAGAGGCGAGGGACCUUAGGGGGCAUCCGUAGGGGUCCCAGCGUCGCCAUUCUCCCUGACCAGCUUCCCUCUGAGCCCCAGGAGGGAAAUAUUGAGUACAAGUUGAAGCUCGUCAAUCCGAACCAUGAGAGAUUUAAACGUCUUGUGUCUCAGAUGCAGUGGAGGUUACGCGAGGGUCUGGGAGAGGCUAUAUAUGAAAUUGGCGUGGAGGACUCUGGGUUUCUGCUUGGCCUGACGGAGGAGGAGCUCGAGGCGUCCAUGGCCACACUGCGUCGGAUGGCCUGCCAGCUGGGUGCCUCUCUCACCGUCAUCAGGGAAAAGGUCAUCCAGGGUCAUGAUGGCCAGACUCGCAAGGCUGCAGAAGUUCUAGUCAGAAAGGUACCUGAUGACCAAUAUAGCAUAGAGCUCCGAGUGGCGGUUCUUGGUAACUCGGACGUGGGCAAGUCAACGCUGCUUGGAGUGCUGACGCGAGGGGAGCUGGACAAUGGAAGGGGGUGUGCACGUCUCAAUGUGUUCCGCCACCGUCAUGAAGUGUGCUCCGGGAAAACCUCAUCCAUUUCUCUGCAGCUUAUGGGGUUUGAUUCUCAGGGGAACGUCAUUGACCAGACCUGCACAAGGAGCCGAGACUACGACGAUGAGGACAUCUGCAGCCAGUCCAUCAAGAUCAUCAACUUCAUCGACCUCGCUGGAGACCAGAAGUACCUCAAGACAACAGUGUUUGGCCUGUCAGGGUACUCGCCCCACUACGCUGUGCUGGUGGUGAGUGCCUUCUCUGGUGUGGCGCCCAUGACAGAGGAGCACCUGAGUUUGGCGCGGGCCCUUGAUGUGCCCAUUGUCAUCGUGGUGACCAAGACUGACAUCGCCUCCCCACAGCAGAUUCAGCGUACCAUCACCGACCUCACACAGACACUUACACAGCCGGGGUACAAGCGGGUGCCGCUAAUUGUGCAGAACGAGGAUGACGCCAUAACAGCCGGCAGCAACCACCUGGAGGGGAAUGUGGUGCCGAUCUUCUGUGCCUCCAGCGUCACUGGCGAUGGACUCAGUCUGCUCAAGAAGUUUCUGUUUGUGUUGCCGCCACGCAUGAGCAACAAGGAGAGGGAGAAGCUGGAGCAGGAGCCGGCAGAGUUCCAAAUAGACGAGGUUUUCCACGUAGACAACAGCAUCAUUGUUGGUGGUCUGCUCACCAAGGGCGUCAUCACUCAGGGCACCACACUGCUGCUGGGUCCCAUGGAUAACUGCAGCUUUGUGCCAGUCACCAUCGGCUCGCUCCACCGCAACAAGGUGCCGUGCAGGGUGGUGUGUGCAGGACAGUCAGCCUCCCUGUCUCUCGAGGGGCCACAGCUGCACCUCCGAAAGGGCAUGAAACUAAUGAGUGUGGAGGCGCGACCAAGGGCUUGCUUCUAUUUCCAGGCGCGUACUCAGGUGCUGCACCACUCCACCAGCAUUGGCCGAGGCUUCCAGGCCACGGUGCACAUCGGCAACGUGAGGCAGACAGCCGUGGUGGAGGGCAUCCUUGGCUCCCGGGGACUCCACACCAACGAUAGGGGCUCCGUCAUCUUCCGCUUCCUCCGCCAGCCUGAGCUGGUGCAGAACGGGUCCAGGCUCCUGUUCCGGCAGGGGUCCACCAAGGGCAUUGGCAAGGUGAUCCAGGUGUUUGAGGAGGAGCCGGACAAUGUGGACAUCUACAAUGGCCUUGCUAGAUAAACACUCCACCACUCCACCGCUGGCAGGACACAACACCAUCUGGUCUUUGGCCGGGUUAUAUUUAUUUUCUUGGAGGUGAUUGUUUUACCUUACUAUGUAUGUGUGCAUACAUACAUACAUACAUACAUACAUAGUCUUUAUCUCAAUUAGCCUGUUGAGGACUCAGGUUAUUAGAUUGUGUAUGUUACAUUGUUUGUCAAUCUGGUGUAGUCCAUUGUGUGUGUGUGUGUGUCUGUGUGUAUGUGUGCACGUGUGUGUGCACACAUACAUGCAUAUAUGCCUGGUGCCAGAGGCAACACACAGCCACACCUGCAGGCUAAGGGGAAGGCAGAGCAGUGUUGUAAGUGCUCCUGGCCUUCCCACGGUGCCAUACACAGCCUGGUUGUCCUGACACAAUUCUCUCCUCUGUCCUGCCCUCACAUCAGAGAAAAUUAUGGUUUUAUUUGUUGUUGUGGAAGAGCACAUUUAGGAAUGACAAAUUUGUAAUGGAGUUUAGAAUGUGGUGUUUGAGUUGUGUGUGUGACGAGAGGUGGUGGGCCGAGUGUGUGAGGCAGAGAGGAGUGGCUGGUAGGACUGGCUGUCUUGGUUCAUGGCAGGGAAGUGAAGUGUUGAGUCAGUAAUUGUGAUGGAGAUGGAUGGACUGCUCAGCCACAUCCAUUCAUUGCAAAUAUGCUGGAUACUUUCCAGCAGUGAUCUUAUUGUUUCAAUUUUGGAGAUAAUCACUGUGUGGUGAACAGGAGAUAAUGGUGAGCACCUCUGUGAGGUGUGUCUUUAUCAGAUAUUACUGUUGUAUAGAUAGCCAUGCACUAAUCUGUCUAAUUGAGAAUUUCUUGUGCAUAAUAAUGUUAAGGAAAUCAGUUCUUUCUUUCACAGAUGAUUAUAUUAGUCAUGAAUAGUUUUGUUUACUCUAUACAGUAUACAGUUCCAGUGUCACGCUGUUUAGCAUUACUGAUGAGCACUAGAGUCGUGUCUGUAUUACUAUAUCUUUAAAUGUUCUUUCUAAUGUUUACCUAUUAUUGUAGUGUAGGUUGAUGAUUCAUCAGGAACUUUGACAUAUUAAGCUUUACAGUGUUACUUGAGUGCAGCGAUCCCAUGAUGGUGGGUGUGAGGACAGGCCCGCCGUAACAGUCAGAGACAACCCCACAACUUGGACAUCAGAGCCUCUGCCUGAUGGAACGUCUUAGUCGCUGUGAAGGGAAUGGAACACCACACACAGCUGUGUGUUGGUGGAUUCUGAGUGCUGUAAGGUGUUGGAGCCUCACUGGUGCUUCCCUCACCUCUGAUGGCACUUGGUGAAGCAGAAUGUGAUAGAGAGUAGUGUAGAAAAAGGUGGUGUCUGCUGCCAUAGGAAUCUCCUUAAUCAAAUUAGUGGUGAUGAGGUGAAUUGAGGUUGUGACCCAGCACUGUGAUGCCACGCCACGCCACGCCACGCCGGGGACGUUCAGUGUGGGGAAGUUUGCCGCCCACCUGCCAUUGGACUUUACAUUUUUCUGAAGCCCAAGUCUUGAAACGUAGAGUUCAAAGUUUUACAAUAAUGUCUUUUCUUUUUUCUACAAUACAGUAUUUUACUACAGAAAUUUGAUAUUAGUUGAAUAAUAAUGAUACUUGUGUAAUAUACAUAAAUUGUUUGUAUGUAACAAUGUAAGUUUUUGAAGGCCAUUUAAUUCGAAAAGGAGGAAAAGAAUAAAGGAGAGGAGAUGGAAAUGAUGAGGUGCUGAUGACAAGCACCUCACUUGCCACUUGACAAAGCAACAUUGUACCUGCAUAGUUUUUUGUAAGAAACUAGAAGUAUGAAAAUCUUCCCUUAAUUCUUAACUGUUGAGAUCCAUCAUGAUGCUGCUGUUGCUGCUGCUGCUGCUGCUGCUGCUGCUGCUGUUAAGUAAUCAAGUAAAGUGAAGUGAUUUAAGAAUGUCAUGCUUGGUGUGCAGACUGGUGCCACUGAGGGAUUUGUGUUAAUGCUAGUGGAAAGUGUCUGCCCUGAGAAAAAUGUUAAAUUUAUUCAAUUCAUUUAGUGAAAUGCUUACGGUGGCAGUGUGUCCUUGAUGGAAUGCAGUGCUGUUAUCAGUGUCACUCAAAUUAGAGAAGAAGCUGUUCUCUGCAUGAAAAUAUGCUUGAUAAUAAUUUAAAUUCAUUACUGACAAGAAAUUAAUAUGAAUUUGUUACUUGUUAGUAAUGAGGGAAAUUGAACAGAAGCAUGGAAUAUAGAGAAGAAAGGAAGAACAUGAGGAUGAGCAAGGAAUGGAAAUGAAUAGAAUUGUGAAGAUUGUAUCUGCAUAUGACAUGAGAAGAGGAAAAUAAAGAAGGAUAAUGACAGGAAUGGAGUGAGAAGACUGGAUCAGUGUACAAGAGAUGUGAAGAGUGAAGGGCAGAAAUAAGAAAGAUGAAAAGUUUGGACAUCAGUAAGAAGAGAACAAGUUUGUUGGCAUAUUUACUCCCGCAGUCCCACCACUCACUCAUCCUUUCAGUCACUGGUCCUCGUCUCACUGACAUCCACACCCUUGGCUGCCACUUACCCGUUUGUCGAGUUUAUUCCACUGCUGAGGAUUGUCCCCGCACAUGAGGUAUCUCAUGUUACAGAUGUGUUAGGACUUCACUUUCAGAACCCCAUUUUUGCAAGCCUGGGACGCCACACGUUUAGUAGUGUUAGUGUUGUGUGCAGUCGCGAAGUCAGUCUGUUGUGAUGCAUGUCACAUUUCAAUGGUGUCUGAUGGCAGGUGGGUGCACAAGUGUGUCUUCUGUUUUCUUUCAUCAUAGUUUGCAUAUAUUUGGAUACCUGAUGUAUAUACGUAUAAAUAUAACAGAAUUUAUUUUUUGAAUGAGAGAUGCCUUAUCACUAUGGUUUAUUAUGUUAAUGAUUGGCCUAAGUUUUUGUGCUUUCUGUGUUAGUCUGUGAGACAGUCCCUCCUAAACACCGGUAAAUAUUGCUUUCAUAUUUACAAUAAAUAUAGGAACAUU